CUCCCAUUAACACACACACACCCACACACCCACACAAAGCUACAAAACAAAACAAACCAAAACUCAAAGCACUUCCCUCUCUCCCACUCUCUUUGUGUUAGUACCGCCACGCCCACCACCUCCUGUCUCCUCCCUUGUUUAACCCAAAAACCCAAACAAACCCAACCUAAGCCCACUUACCACCAUGCCCAAUCACCACCCUAACCACCUCAUAACCACCCACCCCCCUCCCUGGGCGGUGCCUUUCACGCCCCUCCACCCAUUGGUGGACCUCCCCGUACCCUAUCCUCCCCCACAUCCACCGCUCUUAGAUCUCUAAAUCAGCCGCACACUCCUCCACCCACCCUUGCCCACCAAACCACCCCACCCCCCUUAUCCUACGCCGCCCUCCUCUUAUCCUACGCACCCCUCCCUCUUAAACUCCUCCAAUCCCUAAAUCCCCAAAUUGAUAUCAUCUCAGCCAUGGCCUCCUCUCCUCCCUCCUCUCCCCACGACGGCUCUCCUCUCCUCCUCUCCGACCCCCCUCACGCCGUCCCCCUCGCCCUCCCCGCCCCUCCCUCCUCCUCCUCCGCCCCGCCGCCGCCCUCCACCUCCCGCCGCCUCCCCCCGCCGUGCUGGUCCCACGACGAGACCGUCGCCCUCAUCGACUCCUACCGCGACAAGUGGUACUCCCUCCGCCGCGGCAACCUCAAGGCCACGCACUGGCAGGACGUCGCCGACGCCGUCUCCCGCCGCUGCCCCGCCGCCUCCCCCGCCAAGACCGCCGUCCAGUGCCGCCACAAGAUGGAGAAGCUCCGCAAGCGCUACCGCACCGAGAUCCAGCGCGCUAGGUCCAUGCCCUUGGCCAGAUUCACCUCCUCCUGGGUCCACUUCAAGCGCAUGGACGCCAUGGAGAAAGGCCCGGCGGCGAUGAAGAACGAGAACUCGGAUAGUCCCGUUGACGACGGCGAGGAUGAGGAGAACGAUGAGGAGGAGGAUCAGGACCAGGAGCUGUAUGAGGAGCUGAGAUACGGUUCGAAUAUGAAGAGUAUGAGUAAGAUGUAUAGGAAUGGAGUUGGGAUUGGUGGGAGUGGUGGAGGGAGCAGUGUUGGUGGUGGGAAUGGUGGGUUUCGGAUUCGGAUUCCGACUGGGGUUAGUAUAGCUCAGCCUGGGAAUAAGGUUUAUCCGAAGAUGGAUCAGAAGUUUGGGAUGAAUUCGCACCCGGGGACGAGCUAUGCUACUGCUAAGGUGAUGAGGGAGUGCAAUAAUAAUGUAGGGGGGAGAGGUGGUGGGGGGUUGGGGAAGAGGGAGAGGGAGAGGGACCCUGUGGCAGAGAUGGUGUCGGCGAUUAAGGUGUUGGGAGAUGGGUUUGUGAGGACGGAGCAGACGAAGAUUGAGAUGGCCAGGGAGAUUGAGACUAUGCGGAUGGAGAUGGAGAUGAAGAGGACCGAGAUGAUAUUGGAGUCACAGCAGCGGAUUGUGGAUGCUUUUGCAAAGGCUGUUUCGGAGAAGAAGAAGAAGAAGGCCAAGAGAAUGCCGUCUCCUGAGGUGUAGAUGAUGUGAUGGGGUCGUGUUGGUGAUCGGAUGAAAGAGUUUUCCCCCAAUGGGUUUGUGUUGUGUUUGCUGAAUUUCAAGAGUUUUGGGGAGGUCUUGUGCCGGUGUCUCAAGGUUGGGUGAGCUUCCUGUCAUAGCAGCAGAUGUGAUUCGGUCUUAAUGAUCAAGAGAUAUGUGAGUCUGCUAGUUUGUAAGUUUGUGUUUAACUCGCUUUCACACCACUUUUUAUGUGAUAGGAGAAUGUGGUCACUUUAGCCCUUUUGGAUGAUUGUAGCUUAAUCUUUGUAGUAUCGUGUAGUACUGAAAAUUAUGUAGAAUAGUUGUUCUGUUCGUAUCUCAGUUUAAUGCAUAGUAACUUUAGACGUUUGAUCUUGAAGUUCCUUGUCCUGAUUUGUUUCUUCUUUUGCAUUAGAACUAUUGGUAUAUGGAAG
Molecule: messenger RNA, 1964 nt
Organism: Fragaria vesca subsp. vesca
Lineage: Eukaryota; Viridiplantae; Streptophyta; Magnoliopsida; Rosales; Rosaceae
Exons: 1
Coding region: 463-1533 (356 amino acids)
Cellular component (GO): nucleus
Molecular function (GO): transcription cis-regulatory region binding
Source: RefSeq, a predicted model, not a curated record